UCCAUUCUUCCUCCCUCCUCACAACAUGGCGGCCUAACGCAGCGCAGCGCCCGAGCCCGCGACGCACCGUGGAUUUACCCCGCGCACGAGCCGCGCAGGAGCCGCUCAGCCCCGCGAGACCAGCCCCGAACCCCCCCGCCGGAACCGGGCCGGGGCGUGGACCGCAGCCCGGCCGCUCCGGAGCCGAGCCCCCGCCGCGCGCGGCCCGAGGAACCGAAGACAAGAGCCGCGCGCCCUGCUCCGUCCCGCGGCCCCCUCCUCCUCCGCCGAUCCCGGGGUGUGGAGCCGAGCGGAGCCGAGGCAGAGCGGGGCCGAACCGCGCCGGACCGGACCGAGGCGCGCUCCUGCCGCCGCCGCCGCCGCCCGCCGCGCCUCUGCGCGCGCCCCCCGGAGUUCGGAUCCGCGCGGAUCAGUGCGAGCGAAUGACUGAGUGAGACUCCGCCUCCUCCAGGGCAGGAUGGGUGAGAGCGCCCUCCUCCUGCUGCUGCUGCUGCUGCAGGGGGCCACGGCUCAAGACCCCAACUCAGACUCAGGUCCGUCUGUCGCCUCCACAGCGCCUCCUGACUCCGCCCCCUUCGUCACGGAUGUCACUCUGGCUCCUCCCACUCCCACAGCCCCGCCCACCUCGCCCCCUCUGACCACGCCCACCGGCACCACGGCCACGCCCACCGCCGCCCCCCCUCCGGACCCCCCCUCCCCCACCCAGAACGACUCUACGUGGAGCAGCCCUCCCCUGCCCCUCCGCCCGCCCCGACCCCGGCGCCCGCCCCGACCCCGGCGCCCGCCCCGACCCCGGCGCCUAACCCCGCCCCCGACCCCGACCCGGGCACCCCGGGGCCCCCCCAGGUCACAGGGAGCACCCCCGCCCACCACAGACCCGCCCCCCUCGGCCCCGCCCACCACCGACCCGGACGACGAGGGCGACGUGUACUUCACCAUCGAGGCCGAGACCACGCCCAUCCCCGGGCCUGAGUUCACCUCACACACCACGCCCCACGAUGAAGACUCUUCGGAGGACGUCCCGAUCAUCGCUGUGAUGGUCGCUCUGUCCUCGCUCCUCGUCAUCAUCUUCAUCAUCAUCAUCCUCUACAUGCUCAGGUUUAAAAAGUACAAGCAGGCGGGCAGUCACUCCAACUCCUUCAGAAAAAGUAACGGACGCUCCGAGGACACCGAGCUGCAGAGUGUGCCGCUAUUGGCCCGUUCGCCGAGCACAAACAGGAAGUACCCGCCCCUUCCUGUCGACAAACUGGAGGAGGAAAUGAACCGACGCAUGGCCGACGACAACAAGCUCUUCAGAGAGGAGUUUAACGCCCUCCCUGUGUGUCCGAUCCAGGCGUCGUGUGACGCUGCGUCAAAAGAGGAAAAUAAAGAGAAGAACAGAUACGUGAACAUCCUCCCCUAUGACCACUCCAGGGUGCACCUGUCUCUGUUGGAGGGCGUCCCCGACUCAGACUUCAUCAACGCCUCCUUCAUCAACGGUUAUCAGGAGAAGAACAAGUUCAUCGCAGCUCAAGGGCCGAAGGAGGAGACAGUGAACGAUUUCUGGAGAAUGAUCUGGGAACAAAACACAGCGACGAUCGUCAUGGUGACCAACCUGAAAGAAAGAAAAGAGUGUAAGUGUGCGCAGUACUGGCCGGACCAGGGCUGUUGGACGUACGGCAGCAUCAGAGUCUCUGUGGAGGACACCACUGUGUUAGUGGAUUACACAGUACGCAAGUUCUGUAUACAACAGGUGGGAGAUGUUUCAGGGAAGAAGCCUCAGCGGCUCUUGACUCAGUUCCACUUCACGUCGUGGCCGGACUUCGGGGUUCCCUUCACCCCCAUCGGGAUGCUCAAGUUCCUCAAGAAAGUCAAGAACUGUAACCCCCCGUACGCCGGGCCCAUCGUGGUCCACUGCAGUGCUGGUGUCGGUCGCACUGGGACGUUCAUCGUGAUCGACGCCAUGUUGGACAUGAUGAUGUCAGAGAGAAAAGUCGACGUGUUUGGGUUCGUGACCCGGAUCAGAGCCCAGAGGUGCCAGAUGGUCCAGACCGACAUGCAGUACGUCUUCAUCUUCCAGGCUCUCCUCGAACAUUAUCUCUACGGCGACACGGAGCUGGAGGUGACGUCACUCGAGUCGCACCUGUCAAAGCUCUACGCACCUGCGCCAGGUGCAGGCUGCAGCGGGCUGGAGGCGGAGUUUAAGAAGUUGACGUCCAUAAAGAUCCAGAACGAUAAGAUGAGGACGGGGAACCUCCCAGCGAACAUGAAGAAGAACAGAGUCCUGCAGAUCAUCCCCUAUGAGUUUAAUCGUGUGAUUAUUCCAGUGAAACGAGGAGAAGAAAACACCGACUACGUCAACGCCUCCUUCAUCGACGGUUACAGGCAGAAGGACUCGUACGUGUGCUCGCAGGGGCCUCUGCUUCACACGCUGGAGAAUUUCUGGAGGAUGAUCUGGGAGUGGAGGAGCUGCUCCAUCGUCAUGUUGACGGAGCUCGAGGAGAGAGGACAGGAGAAGUGUGCUCAGUACUGGCCUGGCGAUGGCGCUGUGGUGCACGGAGACAUUUCCAUCGAACUGAAGAGAGAAGAAGAAAGUGAGAGUUACACAGUCCGAGACCUGCUGGUCACACACACCAGAGAGAACAAGACUCGCUCGGUGCGUCAGUUUCAUUUUCACGGUUGGCCAGAGAUCGGAAUCCCCACCGACGGAAAAGGAAUGAUCAACAUCAUCGCCGCCGUCCAGAAACAACAGCAGCAGAGCGGAAACCACCCCAUCACUGUACACUGCAGCGCUGGAGCUGGUAGAACCGGGACGUUCUGCGCCCUCAGCACGGUUCUGGAGCGAGUGAAGGCAGAGGGAAUCCUGGACGUGUUUCAGACGGUGAAGAGCCUCAGACUCCAGAGGCCACACAUGGUGCAGACACUGGAGCAGUACGAGUUCUGCUACAAAGUGGUUCAGGAAUACAUCGAUGCCUUCUCCGACUACGCCAACUUCAAAUAGUACUACACUCCAGAGUACUACGAAGUAUUUCAGAUACUUCACAUAGUGCUACACCCAGAGUACUGCAAAGUAUUUCAGAGUAUUCCACAGAUACUUCAGAUUUUACUACAGUCGAACUUCAGUGGGACCCGACGUUCACUGGACCCUCCUCUGUGGGCCUCCCCCAAGUCCGGACCGGCCGGGGUCUAGACCAGGACCCAGACCGGGACCCAGACCAGGGCUCAAAAUCUGCAGCAAGACCAAGACCGUAAACCGGGUCCAAAGUCUGGGUCUAAACCAGGCUCGAAACCAGGACUCAAAUCUGAAUCAGAACCAAGACCAAGGACUUAAACCAGGUCUAAGUCCAGGGUUAAAACCAGGAUUUAAACCCUGAUCUAAACCAGGACUUGUACCUGGAUCAGAACCAAGAUUGUAAACCAGGUCCAAAGUCCAGGUCUAAACUAGGACCAAAACCAGGACUCAAACUGGGGUCAGAACCAAGACCAACAACUUAAACCAGUUCCAAAGUCCAGAUCUAAACCAGGACUCAAAUCUGGGCCAGA
Molecule: messenger RNA, 3522 nt
Organism: Boleophthalmus pectinirostris (great blue-spotted mudskipper)
Lineage: Eukaryota; Metazoa; Chordata; Actinopteri; Gobiiformes; Gobiidae
Gene: ptpra
Product: protein tyrosine phosphatase receptor type A
Exons: 25
Coding region: 458-2980 (840 amino acids)
Biological process (GO): protein dephosphorylation
Molecular function (GO): protein tyrosine phosphatase activity
Source: RefSeq, a predicted model, not a curated record